Molecule: messenger RNA, 969 nt
Organism: Petromyzon marinus (sea lamprey)
Lineage: Eukaryota; Metazoa; Chordata; Hyperoartia; Petromyzontiformes; Petromyzontidae
Source: RefSeq, a predicted model, not a curated record
AUGUCGAGACAGAGCGAGCGCCACGGCCUCUCCGUCAACAAUUUCAGUGGUGGAGGGCCGAGCUCAUCCCAGAAGGCCGCGUCAAAACUCAACCAGCAGGCCGUCAAUCCCCGGGGCUUUAGCGGCUGCGAGCCCUUUGACAGCGGUGUGGAGCUCCUGCUGCAGGAGCCCCCGCGAAUCAGAGGCCCCCGCCUCUCAGAGGCCCCCGUGUCUCAGAGGCCCCGCGUCUCAGAGGCCCCCGCCUCUCAGAGGCCCCCGCGUCUCAGAGGCCCCGCGUCUCAGAGGCCCCCGCGUCUCAGAGGCCCCCGUGUCUCAGAAGCCCCCGUGUCUCAGAGGCCCCGCGUCUCAGAGGCCCCUGUGUCUCAGAGGCCCCGUGUCUCAGAGGCCCCGCGUCUCAGAGGCCCCCGUGUCUCAGAAGCCCCGCGUCUCAGAGGCCCCGCGUCUCAGAGGCCCCCGUGUCUCAGAAGCCCCGCGUCUCAGAGGCCCCGCGUCUCAGAGGCCCCCGCCUCUCAGAGGCCCCCGCGUCUCAGAGGCCCCGUGUCUCAGAGGCCCCGCGUCUCAGAGGCCCCCGUGUCUCAGAGGCCCCGCGUCUCAGAGGCCCCGCCUCUCAGAGGCCCCGCGUCUCAGAGGCCCCCGCGUCUCAGAGGCCCCCGCGUCUCAGAGGCCCCCGUGUCUCAGAGGCCCCGCGUCUCAGAGGCCCCCGUGUCUCAGAGGCCCCGCGUCUCAGAGGCCCCCGUGUCUCAGAGGCCCCGUGUCUCAGAGGCCCCGCGUCUCAGAGGCCCCGCGUCUCAGAGGCCCCCGCGUCUCAGAGGCCCCGCGUCUCAGAGGCCCCCGUGUCUCAGAGGCCCCGCGUCUCAGAGGCCCCCGCGUCUUGGAGAGAAGGGGGGCGAGGAGACAUUUCCAGGACCCGGGCCUCCCGCGCUGGGCUUGGGGGGUGGAGGGGCGAAUGGGAGCGAGGGGCGGGGGUGA